Molecule: messenger RNA, 400 nt
Organism: Serendipita indica DSM 11827
Lineage: Eukaryota; Fungi; Basidiomycota; Agaricomycetes; Sebacinales; Serendipitaceae
Source: the annotation of a GenBank genome assembly
AUGUCAUAUACUUUUAACGGAACCCGGAUUACGCUCUACGGGACGCUCCUGUCCCCUACCAAUCUACCGGCGUCGACAUACAGCAUCGACGACCAACCUCGUAUGCCCAUCAAUGCUACGGGAGAUAUGCCGCACAUCUCCUCGUCGGUGAAGGGACCCCUCUCACAUGUACCUUUCUACACUUCACCCGUCCUCCCGCAUGGCCAGCAUACACUUCUCGUUAACGUCAACGUCGAAUCCGAUCAUACAUUCUUCUUCGACUAUCUUGCCGUCGAGACUGAUGACUCCAUCUUUGGCUCUAUUCCCCAAGAUGGAGCAGUUGUAGUCGACGACCGAGAUCCAUCUAUCGUGUUCACUGGCGCAUGGAAUGAUACCUCGACACUGCUCCUAGAGUACAACG